AUCAUAUACUAACUCGUUUCCCAGAAUGGUUAAUAACGUGACAAACAAGAUGGCGACGUUCAUGCUGGGGCAGGUAUUAAACCCUUUAUUACUUUUAAUUUCUGUGAUCAGAACAUCAUUACUUUAUAUCAAAACAUUGAACUGUUAAUAACAAACAUCAUUUCUUGAUAUCAAUAAUUCGGGUCAAAAAAUUAUUUCAAACUUUGAGACUCUUUAAAAAAGGAGGUGUACAAACGAUGCAACCCCUCAUGAUAAUUUAACUGCGAAGGUUUUCACAGAACACCUGUUCUAACUAAAUUUCUCGAAAAGAAUGGAACAGUCUUUGCUUUGCUUUUAAUGUGUUCGUACCACUGUGGAAAAACCAGACCUUAUGAAAACAUUUUUUAAAACACACUAUUAUCUUUGGUUGGCCUAUUAAUCGUAUUAUAUACUCUGAAGUUUCCAGACAAGCACGAUAACGAAAAGCUCGCAACCACGUUGUGUUGAGUUUUGUUUUGCUACUGGAUUCUUCAACAUGAGGCUGCAGCUGACAUGUAUGUUUCUGUUAAAGAACAUAAUUCUGGCUACAUCAGCUAGAGAACCAUCGAGUCCGGCGUGUUCUCGUUAUGAUUACGAGGAACGCUUGUUGGAGAGAGUUUUGCGCAAUGAGCUUUCCAUCGAAAAUAUGUUAAAGGAAAUACGUGAGACGAAUGUUAAAGUGGAAUCUGCAUUAAAACUGAUGCAUGAGGACAGACACAACCUAGCAGCGUCGAAAGAAGAAAUGGACACAAAAAUAAAAGCCACACUACAUGACAGUCUUAAAAACAUGUCCGAUUCUGUUGCAUUUAUGAAACACUUGCAUGAAGAAAUGGGAACCAAAUUGAAUGAUGCAGUCAAUACCUCAAUGAUAAAUAUAUCUGAUGCUGUAGUCCAGAUGAAAGAAAAUUCGUCAAAAACUGGGUUGCAGUUGAAGAAGGAUAUCGACAUCUUAAAAGAACAGUUGACGAUUCCAUCGAUUUAUUUCCGCGUACAUACACCAGCAGACUUCAGUCUUGAUAAAGAUCAAGACGUAGUCUAUACCAAUGUGAGGGUCAAUGAAGGUCAAGGUUAUGACCCGAAAACCGGCAUUUUCACCGUUUCAGUCCCAGGAUUGUAUAUAUUUACAGUUCAAUAUUAUGUUGGUCCUUCAACAAAUGCUCAACUCGCGAUGGCCCAUCGAGGAAUUCAGAUACAGCUAACUUACACGGCACAAGUGAGCGGCAAUUACGCGACCUCUUCUAUGCAGGUCUUCGUCAGGGCCGCCAUGUCAGACCAGAUCUGGGUGGAAUCAAGAUCUAGCGGAACCCAGUUAUGUAAUGACGGUCCAUUCAAUUCGUUUACCGGUGCACUGAUUCAUAUGUAAACUAAUGCUUACUACUAUGCAAAGAAACUUGUGUUUUGAGAACGGGAUACUUUCUGACAAUAACCGAUAUGCAGACAUGGAAUAGUCUAUUUUAUUCUCUACAGUGUCUCUUAAUUAUGGUUACUUGUGUUUCUAUUUACAGGCAUGAUACCGGUAGAAUGUCGCGAACGUGUGACGUAGCCACAAAACUUUAUAUUUAUUAAGCUGGUGCAUGUAUUUAAUGUCUGAUCUUUUUAAUUCAAUUUUAACAAAAUAUCAAUGGAAUAUUAACAAUAAAAAACCGCCAGACGGUAUUUCAGUUUGUUUCAUGUUAAAUCCGUAUAAUUGGCAAGUAUGUUAUGCCCAGCGAAAAUUCGGUAAAUAAUCGGUUUGAGGAAUUGUUUUUGUGCGUGCUUACUUAGUUGUCGUGUUUAUCGUCAUGAACUUAUGUAAUGCAUUGACUAACUGUAUAUUUCCUAUUUGUCUAGGCUUUAUUUCACAACCGUAUGGUAUAUUUAAUAAGAUUAAAAUUACACAAAUAUUGUGUCGUAAAUGCAUAACACAUUUGCAUAACUAUAAAUACGCAAGACAAGCUGUUGUUAUUUUAAAUAAUGGCUUUCAUUCAUACAUAUACAGUGUAGCUUUUAUUUCGUAUCAAGCAAGUUCGCAAACAAUUGCAUACGUAGAAAAACGUCGAGACAACAUGAAUUAAAAAAUGUUCGCUUCCCGAUGUAUUUUUAAUUUUUAAGCUCGCGAAUUAAGAUUUACACACUACUCACACAGAUGGGUUGAGUGCAACGGUUUUCAUAUUGCUAUAAUGAAGUUAUACUGGACUAUAAUCUAAUCAAAAACGCAAACGUAAAGCAUAAAAAUGUGUCUUUAGAAUGCCUUUAAAGAUCCAAACGUAUCAUAAGGUUACAAUAUGUUGUCAAUGGGUUAAACAUGCGUAACUCUUGGAAUAAAUACGGUAAAUAUG
Molecule: messenger RNA, 2336 nt
Organism: Dreissena polymorpha
Lineage: Eukaryota; Metazoa; Mollusca; Bivalvia; Myida; Dreissenidae
Exons: 2
Coding region: 515-1381 (288 amino acids)
Molecular function (GO): protein binding
Source: RefSeq, a predicted model, not a curated record